AUGGCUUCGAUUGAUCUUAUCGAACGUCUUGUACAAGUGCUUCGCGAUACUGUACAAAAUGUGGAUCAAAUGAGCGUCAAUGAUAUUCAUUAUUGGACAGGUGUGGUUGUUAACAUAAAGCAUGUGGACAUAUUGAGUUUUUUUAAUGAUGCACUGAAGCUCUUCAAAGUUAAGACACAAGCAUGUUUAGAAGAAUAUAAUGCGGUGAAAAUCAAUUCGGAUUUUAUUUCAGAAUUUACAAUGCAAAAAAAUGGUGAAGAAACGACAGAUAUUAAAUAUUUUACGAGUGAGAGUGCUACAGUAUACAUGUCAACAGAUUUAGAGAAAUGGUUUACAGACAAUAUUAAAGAGCCCAUUCUUUCGCAAUUAGAAGAAUUUCAAGAAAAGGAUUCAGGCUGGACACUGAAAAGUAUUAUAAGUUUAUGUAUAAAUAUGAAAAAAUGUUCUCCAAUUAAGGGAAGUUCUUAUAUUCCUCUUCCAAAGUUUAUUGAAAAUAAAAAAGCUUGUGUUAACGUUCAUAAUAACGACGAUCAGUGUUUUAAGUAUGCUGUUCUUUCAUCAUUAUAUCCAAGUAACAAAAAUGCUAGUAGAGUUAAUCAGUAUCGAUUGCAUGAAAAUGAAUUAAAUUUUGCUGGUAUAGAAUUCCCAGUAAAACUUAAAAGUAUUCCGAAAUUUGAAAAACUGAAUAAUAUUUCAGUAAAUGUAUACAUGCUUAGAAAGUAUGGCCACAAAUUCGAAGUAUCACCUUGUCAUAUUACGACAGAGAAGAAGGAAAAACAUGUAAACCUUCUCAUCAUUCAAGAUUUUUAUAUAGAUGAGCAUGAAGAAAAUAAUCGUGCUGAUGAAGGUGACAUGCCUAAAUAUCAUUACGUUUGGAUAAAAAGUAUGUCUCGACUUUUGAGUUCUCAAGUGUCUAAAACUCAUUUAAAAUCUUACCAUUGUGAAAGAUGUUUACAAAUAUUUUAUACCGAGGAAAGAUUGAAAAUGCAUGAAAGCGAUUGUAAAAAUUUAAAUGAUUGUCGAAUAAAUUUGCCUGAUUGUAAGAAUAAUAUUCUCAAAUUCGAAGAUUACAGUAAGAGUGAAAAGGUUCCUUUUGUUAUUUAUGCAGAUUUUGAAUGUUUAUUGAAGCCUACUGAGAAUGAGAAUGCUUUCCAACUGCACGAAGCAUACAGCAUAGGAUACUUCAUAAAAUGCAGUUUUGAUGAUAGCUUAUCUGGCUAUAGAUCAUACAGAAGAAAAAAUGAAGAAGAAGAGACAGCUGCAGCAUGGUUUGUUAAAGAAUUAAAGUCAAUUGGUGAAAAAAUUGACGUACUCUACAAGAAUCCAAAACCAAUGAGACUCACAGAUUUAGAGGAAAUAUCUUUUCGGAGAUCAUCAACUUGUCAUAUAUGUCGGAAACCAAUCACUGGUGAAGAACUUGCUGUACGAGACCAUUGUCAUCUCACAGGGCGAGGUGCAGCUCAUAAUUCUUGUAACUUGAAUUAUAAGGAUUCGAGAUUCAUUCCUGUGGUUUUUCAUAACCUCAAUUACGACACUCAUUUUAUUUUAAAAGAGAUUGCUACUUCUACGUUGAUGAAAGGACGAGUAAAUUUAAUACCUCACAAUAAGGAGAAAUAUAUUUCUUUUACAAAAUACGUGGAUGACUGCAACAUAAGUUUUAGAUUCAUAGAUUCUUGGCGUUUUCUACCUUCAUCAUUGGAAAAGCUUGCAUCAUAUCUGAAAAAUGUGCCGAUAGCAGUAAAGGAAUUUCGAUCAGAUGGACUUACAGAUGAAAAGAUAGAUCUCCUUCGACGAAAAGGUGUAUUUCCAUAUGAUUUUGUAAAUGGAUUAGAUAAGUUGACGACUACAAAAUUGCCAGAAAAGAAUAAUUUUUAUAAUAAGCUAACAGAUUCUCAUAUUGCUGAAGAAGACUAUAAGCAUGCUGUCCAAGUUUGGAAUAAGUUCAAUAUUAGUACGUUGGGAGAAUAUUCAGAUCUUUAUCUGAAAACCGAUGUUUUACUAUUGGCCGACGUUUUCGAGAGUUUUCGAGAAACAUCUCUUAAAGCCUAUGAUUUAUGUCCUGCUCACUUUUAUACGACUCCUGGACUAACUUUUUCAGCAGCUUUAAAAAUGACAAAGGUAGAAUUGGAGCUUCUUACAGAUAUUGACAUGCUAAUGUUUAUUGAAUCGGGCAUUCGAGGUGGAAUAAGUCAGUGUUGUAAUCGAUAUGCCAAGGCAAACAAUCCAUAUAUGGGCUCUUCAUACGAUAAGGAUCAGAAAACAAAGACUCUCUUAUAUUUUGAUAUUAACAAUCUUUAUGGAUGGGCAAUGGUACAGCCUUUACCAGUUGGAAAAUUCAAAUGGAUUGAAUAUGAGACAAAUCCAAAUUUUUUUAAUACACCACCAGAUUCUGAUAUUGGCUAUUUUGCUGAAGUUGACUUGGAGUAUCCCGAAGAAAUACAUGAUGAUCAUAGGGAUUUACCUUUUUGCGCAGAACAUCUUGCACCACCUGGCUCAAAGCAGAAGAAACUUCUCACGACUUUAAUUGACAAAAAAAGAUAUGUCAUUCAUUAUCGAGCACUUAAGCAGGUUUUAGAUAAUGGACUUCGAUUAAAAAAGGUGCAUAGGAUUUUGAGUUUUGAGCAGAGGGCGUGGCUCAAACCAUAUGUUGAAUUUAACACAGAAAAGCGAAAGCAGGCAAAGAAUGAGUUUGAAAAACUCUUCUACAAAUUGUUAAUUAAUGCAGUCUAUGGAAAGUGUAUUGAACGAGAGCGGAAACGUGUAGAUGUGCGAUUAGUAAAUAAAUUUAAAGGCAGAUACGGAGCAGAAGCACGCAUAGCUCUACCAAAUUUUCACAGUUGUGCAAUCUUCGAUGAAAAUUUGAUUUGUCAAAAACACUAG
Molecule: messenger RNA, 2880 nt
Organism: Nasonia vitripennis (jewel wasp)
Lineage: Eukaryota; Metazoa; Arthropoda; Insecta; Hymenoptera; Pteromalidae
Exons: 4
Coding region: 1-2880 (959 amino acids)
Molecular function (GO): nucleic acid binding
Source: RefSeq, a predicted model, not a curated record